UGUGUAUAUAGCAAUUACCAUAUGAGUGAAGGGAAAUCCUAUAUGCAGCAGAGAGGACUCCCUGUAGGGUAGGAGUCUGGCACUGUUGAGGGAAAUGAGACAUUAGGGCAGGAAUGUGAUAAAAGCCAUAUUGUUCAGGGGAUCUUGGGGGACAAGCCCUGGCUGCCUGUACCGAGGAGGUUAAGAGGACCCUUCAGGUCCCACCAGCAAGCUGAAAUUUAGGGAACCCUGCAUCCACUCCUAUCAUAUCCUGCUGUGCUCCAGCUCAUCUUCAAGGUUUUGAAGACAAAGGCAAUGGCAUCAGGGUGGAUAAGUGGCACCUGGAUUAACAUAUCACCAAGACUUGGUACCCCACCAGCAGUUCCCGAGGACCUCUACAAAAUGAGAGGUCUCCAAAACCAAGGUGGAGCCUCCAUGCAGGCCAGUUCUAAAGGAGACAAGUCCCUACAUCUGAAGGCCAAUAAUGGUCUCCUGCAGCUCAGCUGGUACUGAAUCCCAGGGAAAGGCAAGCUCAGCACAGCCCUCCAUUUCCAAUGAGGCAAGCAGAUGUCUCCAUAAAACAGCCUGCUUGAAAAUAACCCUGCCUUACACUCAAAUCUCUUCCCCUACCUUAUUGCCUGGAAACCAGCUUCAUGUCACUGCCACAGCACUUGCAUGUGUGCCAGAAACAGUGCUGCAUCAAGCCACCCCUUUGGGAGCAUCAUUAUGGGGGAAAACAGUGCUGCUGAUGCCUUCAGAGCAUCAGGGCAUGACCACAUGUAAUUGGGUUGCUGCAGCUCUGAGGCACUUCUGGUUACAAACACUGAGAAGGGCAUAUGCUCCUCAGAGUCAUAGAGGAUAACUGGGACACCAAGGGUGACAGCCCAACUAGCAGGCCUCAUUACCCAGAGGUAAGCUUCAUACCUGAGCUGAGGACAGUGAUCAAACCCAGCUAUGCACCCAGAUCAAUUGGCACACCUCUAGCAUAUCCACACUCUCAAGGUCAAGCCAUGAAGUAAGCAUAGCAGCCAGGUCCAGUAGUAGCUAAGCAGCUCUCCAAUCAAUCGAUAGGUUGAAAUCCAUAUGAGUAGCACCAGAAACAAGCAUAGAUAUCAUUAAACUGGAGACCAACUCACAGAAAAUCCCAAAUUAGAGCUGAAAGCUACAAAGCUGAGCUUAAAUAGAGCUGUGGGACCGUACAAAGGCUGUGGCUGAGGUGCCCAGGUGGGGCUGAUCCGGAUCCUGGGGGCCCCCAAUUAUUCUUCUUGCUCGUUGUGUUAUGGGUCUACAAAGGGGUUUGCCCCACUGAAGGGGUUUCAGUGGGGAGCCAGAUGUUCCCAGGGCCAGGGCACAAGCUCUCACUCAGGGAUGUCACUGGCGUAGGUGCCGUCCCACAUGCAAUGUGACAAGCACCUGAGACCUGAGCCACCCCGAUGUGACGCAGAGAUGGAUGGAGACUUUCCUCAUAUCGCAUGCUUCAACUUUCCGAACUGCUCCCACAUUCAGCAGAUGAAAGAAAAUAUAGAGAGGGCAGGUGGAGGGCAGGGGCUCAUGUUACUGCCGCUCCAGCUCUCACCAUCUCUCUCUUCUGUUUUAACCAAUUCCCUGUAUUUUUCACCCAGUGCUUUUAUCCCCUCAGCAAUGCUUUUGUCCCUCUCCCAUCCUGCUGCUCCUCAGCUUGGAAUAACUGCUGUUGUCCUCCAGCAAACACACUGACAGGGUAAUGAAUGGCUUCAGAUGGUAAUUAGCGAUGGAGCUGCUAAUAACGCAAUUCAUUUCCAUUUUAAGUGCUGCAGAAUGCUGCAAAAAAAUGGACCACGGGUGGCAGGAUUUGAUCCCAUAGCGCAGUUUUCCUCCCUGCUGUGUGAAUGGUUGUUGAAAUCCUUUCUCGUUAUUUUCCUAUGGGUUUUAGCAUCUUUUGGAGGCAGUGUUUUCCCAAGGAGGCUUCAAUCCAUUUCAACCCCGCCAUUGGCCCUGCCUCAGUUUCUCCUCUUGGUGCCAGGACCCUGGGAUGUCCCAACAGUGGAACCCUUGCUGCAUUGGGGUGGCAGGAAUGGGGCUGGCUAAUCCAUUCAUUUAUUCAUGGAUUUUGCAAGCCCUAUUCGGGGUGAAAAUAAUCCCGGGUCCUCCAGAGGCCGAUAAGAUUUGGCAGCAAGGCAAUACUCGGCAUCUCUUUCCACUGUGCAAUGAUCCGGAGGCUGGGAUGGGGGGGGGGACAGGGGACAACUGCUGCUGUUUGCAGGCAGCUUGGUGUCCUUGAGAGAAGGGACGAGGUUCUCUUUAAGGGGGCAGGACUUGGGGAGCAUUACAAAGCCAGGAGAUAGCUUCUCCUUCUGCCCACCCAGGGAUGGAGGCAGCAGGAGGGUGCUGGGAUGGGAGGCUGAGCGAGGGGAGGAGGAGGAGGAGGAGGAGGAGGAGAGGGAGGGGAGAGAGAGGGGGAGGAUCUGCUAAUUACACAGAACAGCUCUGGGGGCUGCUGAAGUCCAGAAUGAAGCAAAGAGCGGCAGAAGCAAGCGCUGCAGACGGAACAGAGGAGCCUGAGCAUUGCCGAGAGCUGCAGCUGGCAGCGAGCAGGGGCACCCAGGGGAUCCUACAGCUCUGGCCUCCCCCGGGGACAGCCAGCACCAGGACGAGGAGAGGGAAAGGGGCUGGGGGUCCUGAGGACCUGACGGUGGAGCUGGAGCAAGACAGCGGAGGCUAGGUGUGGGGUGAGGGAUGGCGGCCAAGCCCGUUGCCCAGUCUGGGAUGGAGAACUUCCGAAAGGUCAGGACGUCAGAGGAGGAGAGCCCCUUGCCCUUCCCCGACUUGCCCCCAGGUGUGGUGGAGAUGAAAGUGAAGGAGGGCAGCAAGAUCAGGAACCUGAUGAGCUUCGCCAUGGCUCAGAUGGAGCUGAAGGGCAGCCGGCAGAUUGUCUUCAGCGGCUGCGGCAGAGCAGUCACCAAGACCAUCACCUGCGUGGAGAUCAUGAAGAGAAAGCUGGGGGGUCUUCACCAGGUCACCAAGGUACGCUACAAAACCUUGCUGGAGGUCUGGGAGAACCAGGACCCGCUGCCUGGCGGUGCAGCACAGAAUCUGACCGUCCACAAGAACGUCCCUUCCAUCUGCAUCCUGCUCUCCCGUGACCCCCUGGAUCCCAACCAGACGGGGUACCAACCCCCUGAGCCCAGAGAGGCAGGAGAAGACCCCUCGAGCUCCUCGGCCAAGGGGCUGAAGCGGCCCCCACCGCCUGCCCAUGAGGAACUGCUGCCCAAGAAGCUGCAGGUAGUGGGAGCCAGCAGCCUGCAGGGCUCGGGGACAAGAGACAGCCAGACGAAUGGCCACUACUGACCCUAUUACAUGCUCACAGCAGGGCCUGGGGGGCUACUGACCCCAUGCAGAACACAUCCUUGUACCCCCCUGGCUCCCCAUUGAUGAAGGGGGCUGCGGUGUGUAGGUCUGUGGGAAAACAUCCCCUCUCCAAACUUUUCCUCCCUUUUGCCUGAUGCUGUGUGCAGUUGAACGGAUGCAGAGCCACUCAUGCCUCCUGCCAGCUCUGCUAAAUAGCCCCCGGCACAGCAGCUCUCCAGGACUCCCACAGAUCCGAAGCAUCCUUUGGAUUCUCCCCAGAUUGGGAAAGGCAGCUGCAUGCCGCCGCUCUACAUCGGGAUGUCUCAGCCAGCAGCAAAGAGCUCAGAGCCCAUCGGAGUAACACCUUCAUUAUCAAAACCACUGCAAUUAACCCCAGAGAGGAGCUGUCAGGUUUAUUAAUGCUGGGAUCCGUGCCUCGUGGCUCCUGUGAUUCAUCCUGAAUAGCACAAAUAAGCAGAUGAGUCCUGCUCCCUCUCACCCAGCUCCCUGCUUUGUCUCCGUCCCUUCCUCUCUGCUGUGGCAUCGUUUCUAUUUUGUGCUUUGCUCUGAAAUACCCGAAGCUGAUCCUUCCUCUUCCUGAACUGCUGCAGCCUGAGAGCCAAGGAAACAAGCCCUGGAGCACUGUCGUUCAUUUCAACAGCAGCCCCCAAAGAACAGAAAUGGAAAUAACCCCUCUUCCCACAUCACAUAUUCAGGUUUUUCCUCUCCCGGAGGUGUUUGCAGCCAUGGUGAAAGCAUGAUGACGAGGGAUGGAGGCAAUG
Molecule: messenger RNA, 4088 nt
Organism: Meleagris gallopavo (turkey)
Lineage: Eukaryota; Metazoa; Chordata; Aves; Galliformes; Phasianidae
Gene: RPP25
Product: ribonuclease P/MRP subunit p25
Biological process (GO): tRNA 5'-leader removal
Cellular component (GO): ribonuclease MRP complex
Molecular function (GO): RNA binding
Source: RefSeq, a predicted model, not a curated record